GUCCGCGCGGCGUCGCACUCCGGGUAUUUGAACCGCGCUUCCGCCAUCUUUCCAGCGCCUAGUCACUGAGGGGAGCGACACCGAGAGACAUCUCGGGAAGACCCAGCAUGGCCGCCCAAGGAGAGCCCCAAGUGCAGUUUAAGCUUGUCUUGGUUGGUGAUGGUGGUACUGGCAAAACAACAUUUGUUAAACGUCAUUUGACUGGUGAAUUUGAGAAGAAGUAUGUAGCCACACUGGGUGUUGAAGUCCAUCCCCUGGUGUUCCACACUAACAGAGGCCCAAUUAAAUUUAAUGUAUGGGACACGGCUGGUCAAGAGAAAUUUGGUGGUCUGCGGGAUGGUUACUAUAUUCAGGCUCAGUGUGCCAUCAUAAUGUUUGAUGUAACAUCAAGAGUUACAUACAAGAAUGUACCUAACUGGCACAGAGAUCUGGUACGAGUAUGUGAAAACAUCCCUAUAGUGUUGUGUGGCAACAAAGUGGAUAUUAAGGACAGAAAAGUCAAGGCAAAGUCAAUUGUCUUCCACAGGAAGAAGAAUCUUCAGUACUAUGAUAUCUCAGCUAAAAGUAACUACAACUUUGAGAAGCCCUUCCUCUGGCUUGCCAGGAAGCUAAUUGGAGAUCCCAACUUGGAGUUUGUUGCCAUGCCUGCUCUUGCGCCCCCAGAGGUUGUUAUGGACCCAGCAUUGGCAGCACAGUAUGAGCAAGACUUACAGAUUGCUCAGACCACUGCCCUACCAGAUGAAGAUGAUGACCUGUAAGGGAUGAAGCUGGAGCCCAGCGUCAGAAGUCUAGUUUUAUAGGCAACUGUCCUGUGAUGUCAGUGGUGCAGCGUGUUUGCCACUUUAUUAUCUAGCUGAGCAGAACAUGUGCUUAAUCUUUGGGAUGCUGAGAGAUGAAUGGGCUUCGGAGUGAAUGUGGCAGUUUAAAAAAAAAAAAAUUCCUUCAUAUUUUGGACCUGCAUAUCUAGCUGUUUUUGGACUGCAAUUACUUCCCCCUUGAGUUUCAAAUCUAACUAAGACUGCUGCAGUCACAUCACAGUAUUCAGUGGUAAAUCUUGUUUGUUACUGUCAUUCCCAUUCCUUUUUUGUUUAGAUCAUAAUAAAGUUGUAUUUCAAAUAUCUAAACAAGUGAACUUUCAUGCAUUGUUAGGAGUAAUUUAAAUAAUGUCUCCUAUCCUUGAAUAGAUGCUAAUAUAGUAUUGAAUUUUAAUUUGAUUUUUUUUACACUUGGAAUAGGUAUGCAACAAGUAGUAAAUUAAAAGGUAAUCUUACAGGCUUCUUGAAGCCUAAUUUAAACACUGACUUUUAAAAUGCAAAGUGUAACUUAACUAGGAAAAACAAAAGCAGUGAACUUCUGAGGGCUUGUCUAUGGGUUAAUGUACUUGCAUGCUAGGGUUGUGUGAGUAGUCUGCGUGGACCAUGCUUGUGCACACUAAAAGUUCCUUAGUACUUACUAGGUAGAAGUAUACCAGGGAGCUUUUAAUGUGUACAAGCAUGGUUGACAUGGGCCAACCACUGCAUGUGUUAAUAUGCUUUUUAAAAUCACCCCCUUGUGCACAUUACCCUACCAUGUAGACAGUCCCUGAAGGAUUGUCAAGUGUAAAUGAAUUGAAACAAGUGUAAAAUGUAGGUCUAAACCUGUUCUUAAUGGCUGCAUUUGAAAUGCAGAUACUGACUGCUGCAGGGAUUCUUAUUCUAGGAAUACAGUACCAAGCUCAACCUCCAUACUACCUUUUUAAAAAAACA
Messenger RNA from Chelonoidis abingdonii (Abingdon island giant tortoise), 1745 nucleotides. It is a transcript of the gene RAN, whose product is annotated as RAN, member RAS oncogene family. NCBI's taxonomy places the organism in Eukaryota, Metazoa, Chordata, Testudines, Testudinidae. Gene Ontology annotation, molecular function: GTPase activity; GTP binding. Gene Ontology annotation, cellular component: cytoplasm; nucleus. The record is from RefSeq and is a predicted model, not a curated record. Gene Ontology annotation, biological process: ribosomal subunit export from nucleus; protein import into nucleus.